AUGGGUUACAGUCGAAAUCCAAUAUCGUCAUCGAGAGAUCGUAGACGUGGACGGGAUAGACGAAGUAGAAGUCCGAUACGGCGACGCGGUGGUGGUGGUCGAGGAGGUAGAUGUGAUCCAGGCUCUAACUUACGCAAACCUCGAUGGGAAACAAAAAAGCUCGAACCAUUCAAAAAAGAUUUCUAUCUGCCGCAUGAAGCUGUCCAUAAUAGGUAA
Messenger RNA from Macrosiphum euphorbiae (potato aphid), 216 nucleotides. The record is from the annotation of a GenBank genome assembly. Lineage: Eukaryota; Metazoa; Arthropoda; Insecta; Hemiptera; Aphididae.